This is a messenger RNA of Necator americanus (New World hookworm), 201 nucleotides long. RefSeq lists its product as uncharacterized. The coding region runs from base 1 to 201 and encodes 66 amino acids. Lineage: Eukaryota; Metazoa; Nematoda; Chromadorea; Rhabditida; Ancylostomatidae. The record is from RefSeq and is a predicted model, not a curated record. The transcript has 3 exons.
AUGGAAGGCGAUGCGAGGACUGGUUCGAUAAUUGUCCUCGACUCGCAUCCAGCUAUCAACGUAACAAAAGUAGCCCAAAAAUUAUUGGAAAAGGAUUUGCAACACUUCCUAAUCCUUAAUCAUUCUAAUCAGAAUUUCACGAUCGGUGUACUUCUAGGAUUUUACAGCACACCAUGUUGGAGUGGGGUUCUUCCUGACUAA